Pseudo-nitzschia multistriata is the source of this 1492-nucleotide messenger RNA. NCBI's taxonomy places the organism in Eukaryota, Bacillariophyta, Bacillariophyceae, Bacillariales, Bacillariaceae. The record is from the annotation of a GenBank genome assembly.
UACAAUCAAAAUUUAACAAUACGGUACCCGAGUUGUUCGAUAGCAUUGCAGUUGCUAUUAAACGAUAUUGUAGGACCGACCAAGUUCCAUCAACACCAUGGUGAGUAUUUUACCAAACUUUCGAGCCGGGCUAUUCUCCAGGAAUCGACAUCAGAUUUACCCAUCUCUGUACUAUUCAAGUCUACUUCGAACUAGUAGAUCAUUCAUUUUCUCAUCUAUUUCUUACCUUGUUAUCCAUUCCGUUGUUUGAACUGAAAAGUCUUCUAAUCCGUUUGCUGCUCUCGACGAUUCGGACGACGAGGGUCCUCCCAAGGCCAAGGCUCCCAAGAAGAGCAAUGCUCAAAAAGUCGUCCCCGCAUCUAAGCCCGACCCUAAGAGCAAACCAAAGAACAACGACCGGAACACAAAGCACGGCCGCGGAGGGCGCCCUCCUGUCCGUGAUGGCAAGCGCGCCUAUGAUCGUCGCAGCGGGACUGGACGCGGAAAGGAGAUCAAAAAGGGAGGCGGCGGUGCCAGAAACUGGGGUAACGAAAAGGCUGAAGCAAAGAAAGCCGAGGGUCGUAUUAACGAAAACGAAGAGGUGGCACCUGCAACCGAUGGCAACGAAAGCCCUGAUGUCCCUUCUGAAGAAGUCGAACCCGAGAAGGAAGACAAUACCAUGACUUAUGCCGAUUACAUGGCAUCCAAAGGCAAAAAGGAAGAAGUGGCUUUGAGAGAAGUGAAAAACGACUUCGCAGGCAUGGCUGCAUGCGCGAAAGGUGAAGAGGAAUCUUUUUUGGAAAUGGGAGGAGGCAAGAAGAAAAAGGAGAGGAAAAAGAAGGAAGUAGAUAAGAAAACUGUGGAUGUUGGCUUUCGUGUUGUAAGUAUACUACAGAGGGAGUUUUAAAACAUGAACUUCGAAGUCACUGUAUGGUGUUUUAAUGAUUUGUUUUCAUUUGUUUGGAGCAUAAAUUAACCUUUUUUGUUGUUUUGUUGAUUAUUUGAAUGUAAUCCGUCCAGGCUAAGGCUAACUCUGAUGGUGGACGCGGAGACAGGCGAGAUGGGCGUGGCAGAGGUGCUGGACGUGGAGAUAGACGAGACGGCCGCGGUAGAGGGCGUGGAGGGAAAGGUGGCAGAGGUGCUGGUAGAGGAGCCAAAGCCGGUGGCAACAAGAAACCACAGGGUCUCAAUGUUCAAGACGAGGGUGCCUUCCCUUCGCUAUAAAUGCCACUUUUGUUCAAUGAUAAUAAAGCAUUCGUUUUGGUAUUAAAAAAGGGGCAACAUAAAGUAUCAUAUUCUACCACGACAAUGAAAUACUGCCGGGUUUGAACUGAAGCCGUCUUCUUUCUGUUGAAAUCAAUUACCAUCAGCUAGAAAGAGAAAUUUUUUACGUUCGACUCAACUGAGACGGGGAAAUGAUGGUUGCAUGGCAAACUUUAAAUAUUCUUACACUGAAGACACCAUCAUGGAUAUUCAAAUUAAAUACUUCAUAUAAUGAAAUCUACGACAUGAC